This is a messenger RNA of Pangasianodon hypophthalmus (striped catfish), 1775 nucleotides long. RefSeq names its product trafficking protein particle complex subunit 5 (gene trappc5). The coding region runs from base 105 to 671 and encodes 188 amino acids. Gene Ontology annotation, biological process: endoplasmic reticulum to Golgi vesicle-mediated transport. NCBI's taxonomy places the organism in Eukaryota, Metazoa, Chordata, Actinopteri, Siluriformes, Pangasiidae. The record is from RefSeq and is a predicted model, not a curated record. The transcript has 3 exons. Gene Ontology annotation, cellular component: TRAPPII protein complex; TRAPPI protein complex; TRAPPIII protein complex.
UGCAAUUUGCUGGUUUUAUUUUGAAAUGUGUCUUCACCCCGUAGCCCUGGUUGACAGAGUGUUGAAAUUCUGGCUUCACAGCGGUAGUCACUAAAUCAGCGGAAAUGGAGAAUCGCUUCACUAAAGGCAAGUCCGCCAUCUUGGAGCGGCCGCUAGCCCGAGCCAAGACGGAAGUGAGCGUGAGUGCGUUUGCGCUGCUCUUCUCGGAGAUGGUGCAGUACUGCCAGAGCCGUGUGUACUCCGUGGCCGAGCUGCAGGGCCGACUGGCCGACAUGGGUCAAGGUGUAGGGGCCAGCCUGCUGGACGUCCUCGUGAUGAGGGAGAAAAAUGGCAAGAGGGAGACCAAAGUCCUAAAUAUCCUACUGUUUAUCAAGGUAAAUGUAUGGAAGGCACUGUUUGGGAAGGAAGCAGAUAAACUGGAGCAGGCUAACGAUGAUGACAAGACCUACUACAUCAUUGAGAAAGAGCCGCUGAUUAACGCUUACAUCUCUGUACCCAAAGAGAACAGCACACUGAACUGCGCGGCCUUCACGGGCGGCAUAGUGGAGGCCAUUUUGACUCACAGUGGAUUCCCAGCCAAAGUCACAGUGCACUGGCAUAAAGGAACCACGCUGAUGAUUAAGUUUGAUGAAGCGGUCAUUGCUCGUGACAAGACUCUGGAUGGUAGAUAAGACGGCCCAGUUUUUAGCCCUGUGAGGAAUAUUGCCCUUUUCCCCUAACUGAUACUGAAUUUCCAAUAAGGCUGAGUGUUCUACUGGAGGUCAGGGAGAAAGUUCAGCAGUGUGACUGAGGGAGUGAUGUGAUAGCAGAGGUUUAACAACAGAUCACAUGACAAUUUACAGUGUUGAAUUUUAGUUUGCAAGAGAUCUAAGUUUAUUUAGAGGAGGAAUGGAUGAUUUCCAUUUUUAAUGGCAGAAACUAGGGUGCAAAGUAUGGGACAUUUUAGAGGAGGAGGGUUUGAACUCUUUAAUUAAAAAAGUACAGAGUUUUGGGGGUUCAUAAAAAUUAGAGAUAUUAAAUAUUUUAAUAAUAAACAAUUAAAAUGUCAGAAUAGCACAUAUAAGUUAGUUUUGAACACCCCUACAAUGGGUUGUACCAUUUCUUACCUCUUAUAUCUCUGCCUCAAGCUUGACUCCCUCAUUACAUAUGCAUUUGCUAUGGUGAGAAAAUGUAAUGUCACUGUAUAAUUCACACUGGAGUAUUUUCAUGAUCUAAUGAUUCAUUUUUACUGAAAUUGUACUGUAAGUGUUUGGACAAGGACUGAAUAUACUAUAUAUAGUCUUUAGCCUUUACAAGUCUAAGUAAAGGUAAUGUAGUUUUUCCACCUUAAAGGUGCGCUAUGUGCUCACAUUUCACUGUUAGAUCGUGUAUUUGUGUUCUUUUCUUACACCUGGUCACUUGGCGCUGGACCAAGAAGCAAUGUUCAGCAGUAUUUCCUCAAUGCUUGGGUCAUUUAAAGCUUUCACUUCUUCUUUUACCACAUCACAUUACAUACUUGAAGUUGUAUAAUUUUUUUAUUCAAGCGAAAACUGUACUGUACUGUACUUAUUUUACCUUUAAUUUAUGUUAAUAAAUGUGGCACCCAUAUUAUUGAGAAAUUAACCCAUAUUAUUGAGAAUUUAAUCCUUGUUUAUUCGUUAAUAAUCAUUAAAGUAAAUUAUAUACUGCAAUCAGGGCAAAUACUAUCUUGCUCUGUCUGAUGCUAUAUGUUCAAGCCAUACAGGAUUGUUUUUUGUGUGACUAAUGAUGUUUUUAUUAAAGUGGCUACAAUGUGA